UCUGGACCCCCAGGCCUCCCUGGCCCCCCAGGACCUCCCGGACCCCCUGGACACCCAGGGGUCCUCCCCGAAGGCGCUACUGACCUUCAGUGCCCAAGUGUCUGCCCGCCAGGCCCCCCUGGACCCCCGGGAAUGCCAGGGUUCAAGGGCCCCACUGGCUACAAAGGAGAGCCGGGAGAAGUCGGCAAGGACGGCGAGAAGGGUGAUCCCGGCCCCCCUGGGCCCGCCGGCAUCCCGGGCACUGUGGGGCUGCAGGGGCCCCGGGGACUACAAGGACUGCCAGGGCCGCUCGGGCCCCCCGGAGACCGGGGUCCCAUUGGGUUCCGAGGGCCCCCCGGGAUCCCUGGAGUGCCCGGGAAAGCGGGUGACAGAGGCGAGAGGGGCCCCGAGGGUUUCCGCGGCCCCAAGGGCGACCUCGGCAGACCUGGUCCCAAGGGAGCCCCCGGAGUGGCCGGGCCAGUUGGAGAGCCGGGCAUGCCGGGCAAGGACGGCCAGGACGGAGUGCCAGGACUCGAGGGCGAGAAGGGCGAGGCUGGUCGCCAUGGUGGUCCGGGAGAGAAGGGUCCCAACGGGCUGCCGGGGCUCCCCGGACAAGCAGGGUCCAAAGGCGAGAAGGGAGAACUGGGCAGAGCCGGGGAGCUGGGUGAGGCCGGCCGCUCGGGAGAGCCGGGCAUCCCUGGGGACGUUGGCGUGCCCGGGGAGCGCGGCGAGGCCGGCCACAGGGGCUCAGCGGGGGCCCUUGGCCCGCAAGGCCCUCUUGGGGCCCCCGGCGUCCGAGGCUUCCAGGGCCGGAAGGGCAGCAUGGGAGACCCCGGCCUUCCAGGCCCCCAGGGCCUCCGCGGCGAAGUGGGCGACAGGGGCCCUGGAGGCGCCGCGGGCCCCAAGGGAGACCAGGGCAUCGCGGGCUCCGACGGUCUUCCCGGGGAUAAAGGAGAGAUGGGUCCCAGCGGCCCCGUCGGAUCAAAAGGAGAGUCUGGCAGUCGGGGGGAGCUGGGCCCCAAGGGCAUCCAGGGUCCCAACGGCACCAGCGGCGUCCAGGGCGUCCCAGGCCCCCCCGGGCCCCUGGGCUUCCAGGGCGUGCAGGGCGUCCCUGGCAUCACGGGGAAACCCGGCGUUCCGGGCAAGGAGGCCAGUGAGCAGCGCAUCAGGGAGCUGUGCGGGGGCAUGAUAAGCGAACAAAUCGCACAGUUAGCUGCGCACCUGAGGAAGCCAUUAGCGCAGGGGUCCAUCGGCCGGCCUGGCCCAGCCGGCCCCCCCGGGCCCCCAGGACCCCCAGGCUCCAUCGGCCACCCUGGAGCGCGAGGACCCCCGGGAUACCGCGGCCCCACUGGUGAGCUGGGAGACCCCGGGCCCAGAGGGAGCCAGGGUGACAGAGGGGACAAAGGCGCAGCAGGCGCAGGGCUGGACGGGCCGGAAGGAGACCAGGGGCUGCCAGGACCGCAAGGCGUGCCCGGUGUCAGCAAAGACGGCCAGGACGGCGCUCACGGCGAGCCCGGGCUGCCCGGCGACCCGGGGCUGCCUGGCGCUGUCGGUGCUCAGGGGACUCCGGGGAUCUGUGACACCUCGGCCUGCCAAGGCGCCGUGUUAGCAGGGGGCAGGGAGAAAUCGGGUCCUAGAAGCUCGUAAAAUAGAACUUAAGGAAGAGAAGUAAGGACAACCGGAGCAACAGCGAUCUGGUCACGUCCGGGGAGCCCCGACCUGCCCUCCGCACCCUCGACGGCGGCCGACGGGACGCUCGGCCUCGGAGCACCGGAUCGAGCUGUUGUCUGCGUGUCCGUCCGACGGGUCCUGACAGCCGGCCACUCAUCUGUGAUGUCGUACCUCAAACACAGGCCCUGGUAAUAAAUUUGGAAACCCACCAUUUGAGAGGACGCAGGGUGUAUA
This is a messenger RNA of Propithecus coquereli (Coquerel's sifaka), 1884 nucleotides long. It is a transcript of the gene COL9A3, whose product is annotated as collagen, type IX, alpha 3. The record is from RefSeq and is a predicted model, not a curated record. The transcript has 24 exons. NCBI's taxonomy places the organism in Eukaryota, Metazoa, Chordata, Mammalia, Primates, Indriidae. The coding region runs from base 133 to 1626 and encodes 497 amino acids.